AUGAGUGAUCCAAAGGCCGCGAAAGCUGCUGUAAAGGCCCUUCGACAAUCGAACAAUGAAUGGAGCAACAAGUACUUUGCCAUUGCUAUGGGGGCUAUCAUGGUUCUUUUCGUCACACACCACUGGGCUGAAGUGAUGGAAAUUCGAAAUUUUCCACGUCAAAAAAGUCCCUUGGUCCGCAACAUCCGAUCUAUUCGACGAUUCUUCUCCCGCUCAUUUAAGGGGCUUCACAUUGGCCGAUCUGUCCUAUACACCAUAUACUGGGCUGUCAACCUGAUUCUCGCUUUGACCGAUGUCGAUCUCACAAAUCUUAACUAUAUUGCUAAACGCUUCGGCUGGAUCGCGGUAGCCAAUUUGGUGCUCCUAGUUUUCCUGGCUUUGAAAAAUACGCCACUUGCGCCGUUGACUGCCAAUUCCUAUGAGAAAUUACGACCCCUUCAUAAGGUGGCCGGCUACACCUGUAUAUUUACCAGCUGCUUGCAUGGUAUUGUAUAUUUGGCGGCCUGGUCAGAGUCUGGUGAACUGGAUUCCAUGCAAGAGGUAAAAAACUUCGCAGGUGCCAUUGCAGGUCUAGCCAUGGUCAUAAUUGGCCUUUCGACUAUCACCUACUUUAUGCGAGGAUUCUACGAACUUUUCUAUAUGUUCCAUAUCAUCCUUUUUAUUUUGAUCGUGAUCACAGUCGGGAUGCACCGUCCAAAAUUUUCGAGUUCAACUCUGAUUAUUGUUAUAUUUACGGCCUGUCUUUGGAUCAUGGAUCGCUUGAUCCGUACCGCUAAGAUUUGCUGGAACUUUUUCGGUAACUCCGCAUCUGUCACUGCAUUGGCCGACAAUGCUAUUCGGGUACGACUGAAUCGACGCAUCAAUUGCAAGCCAGGCUCUCAUGCAUUCCUAUGGGUCCCUGCCAUCCGCUGGGUCGAAAGCCAUCCGUUUACUCUAGUUUCAUCAAACCCGUCUGAGUUCGUGAUUCGGGUAUAUGACGGCUUUACCCGUGAUCUUUAUAAAGCGGCUCAGAGAUCACCGGGUAGAGUUCUGCGCUGCUCGGUAGAUGGCCCUUACGGUCAAGUCCCCAAUUUUCGACGGUUUGAGAAAGUAAUUUUAGUUGCAGGUGGCAGUGGGGCUAGUUUCACUUUUGCGAUCGCGCUGGACCUGGUUGAGAAGUUGGACACAGUUGUUAAGACUAUUGAUUUCAUUUGGGCUGUAAGACAACAAGAUAACCUGUCGUGGUACUCACAAGAGCUCGAACGGCUCCAGAGCCACCCCAAUGUGAACUUGUUCAUUUAUGUCACCCGUCAAAGUGUAAGCCCGAACAUUUCUGCUCUCGACCAACAGGAAGUAUCGGAGAAAUCUCCAAUUGAAACAACAGGCGCUCCCAUAGAAUCUUCCAUAUCAGAUUCUGAAGCUAGGGAUAUUGAAAAGGGUGGUCCCUCGGCCUUCAAACCUGAUGUUAAAUUUGCUCCCUAUCGCAUUUUCUCGGGACGUCCAGAUAUCAACAGGAUCAUGGCUGCAUCUGUUGCGACCGUCGCCAAUGAAAGCCUGGAUAAUCGUGUCAUAGUCGGAGUUUGCGGGCCCAUUGCAAUGACAAGUUCCACUCGCGAGGCUGUUUCUAAGAUCGCACGCGAGGACAUACUAUCUAUAACCCAAUACACCGAG
Penicillium cosmopolitanum is the source of this 1650-nucleotide messenger RNA. RefSeq names its product ferric reductase family protein. NCBI's taxonomy places the organism in Eukaryota, Fungi, Ascomycota, Eurotiomycetes, Eurotiales, Aspergillaceae. The record is from RefSeq and is a predicted model, not a curated record. Gene Ontology annotation, biological process: copper ion import; iron ion transport; intracellular iron ion homeostasis. The annotation marks the transcript as partial. The transcript is spliced from 6 exons. Gene Ontology annotation, molecular function: ferric-chelate reductase activity. Gene Ontology annotation, cellular component: plasma membrane.